Gracilinanus agilis (Agile Gracile Mouse Opossum) is the source of this 1042-nucleotide messenger RNA. RefSeq names its product normal mucosa of esophagus-specific gene 1 protein-like. The transcript is spliced from 5 exons. NCBI's taxonomy places the organism in Eukaryota, Metazoa, Chordata, Mammalia, Didelphimorphia, Didelphidae. Bases 170 to 421 code for a protein of 83 amino acids. The record is from RefSeq and is a predicted model, not a curated record.
GUGGCAGCAUCCAAGGUUCAGUUCUGAGCUUUGCUCCAACUAGGUGAGAAAGCGUAAUCCCUGAACUUUGGAUCUCUAUCUGUCCAUCCUCUUAAUCACCUGGAAAUCUUUCCCAUAUUCGAUUUGAUUUUGCUUAUUUUCUGGUGAUUGUCACCCAAAAGGCGCAAUCAUGAACUUCUUUCAGUUAGUGAGGAAAAAGAAAGAACUUAUUCCUUUAAUCGCAUUCGUGAGCUUCGCGGGACUUGGAGCUACCUACAUGUCCAUAUAUUCCCUUUUCAAAACUGAUGUGAUUGUUAACAGGAAGAAAAAUCCAGAACCGUGGGAAAAUGUGAAUCCUUAUGAGCCUCAAAAGCUUUUCACAAUUCACCAAAAGUGGGAGCCUGUGGAAGAGCUGAAGACAGUCAAACAGUUGACCAAAUGAGGACUCUCUCCUUCUAAAGUCUACUCUAUAAAUCUAGCGGAAACAUCUCCGCACAAACUAGACUACUGAAACCAGUGUGCGGAAGUGCUUCUGCUACAUUUUUAGGGUCUCCCUACAUUUUUGGGCUCUGAAUAAGAAACUCCAUUUUGUCUUAAACAUGGCAAGUUUAACAAUAUUCACAUGGUCCAAAAAUAAAAUGCUCAUAUUUGAUGUCUUGUAAAGUUGAAAUUUAUAGCAGAUAUGUAGUUCAUUAGAGUAUUUAUGAGGACAUUUUCAUGCAUUUGUACUUAAGUAUUUUAUGAAACUGGAUUGUGUUUUGAAAAUGUGCAAUAAUUUGUAAGGUAAAUUAUCUGUUAUGAUAGUGAUUAUAUUAAUUUUUCCCAAAGGUUAAAUAAAUUUUUGUUUCAUCAUUAAAUUGAUCAGUCAUUAGAAAAUAAUAUGUAAUCAAGAGCAUAUGUAUAGAUACACAUAUAUAUACAUAUGCUGCUUUUGUUAAUGUUCAGUCAUUUUUCAGUUGGGUCCAACUAGCCCCAAGUAUACUACUAUCCACUGUCAGUCACCUUUGUUCAAUGUAUUUUUUUAGGCACGUCUGACUCUUCAUGAUCCUAUUUGAGAUUUUCU